AUGAGAUUUGGCAUGAGAGUGUUCAGCAUCGUUUGUACAAUAGAUUUUAUGUUCAUCUUGGCGCAAAAUGGGAAAUGUGUUUACUUGAACUAUUCAGGUAGAGAUGGAAAACAGGUUCUUAACGAGAUAUUCGAUAGAAUGACGAAAGGAGAAAGAAUCACAAAACUCAACAUCAGCGGAAAUAAGAUAGACAGGCUGCCGCCAUACUUCGAAAGCCUCUCAUUCAUGAAGGUACUUGAUGUUAGCAACAACGGAUUGAAAUAUCUAUCUAAUUCAAUAGCCGGAAUGCCACUGCUAGUAAGCUUAAAUCUCAAUGGUAAUAGCCUUAUCUUCCUUCCAAAGGAGAUAACGGAACUGAAACAUCUGGAAAGUCUAAGCAUCAGAGAUAAUCAGCUGCAGGCAAUACCUGAAAAAAUAGAUGACAUGACCAGCCUAGUUGACCUGGAUCUGGCGAACAAUAAACUCGACACAUUGCCAUUUGGAAUGGGUGCAAUUGAAAAUCUAAAGAGACUCAAUCUUGGAGGAAAUCUGUUCAGCACAUUUCCUCCAAUACUCGGUUAUCUAGAAAACAUAGAAGAAAUCAUCUUCACUAGAAACAAGAGAUUAAGAAAAAUCCCGAGAAAGUUGGUUAAAAUGCUUGCUGACAGCAAGACAUUGCUUUUGCUAGACAUGCGGGAGAAUAAUCGGCUAAGGGAAGAAAGUACAGAAGAUAACGUUGGCUGGAAAGAACUAAAGGAGAUUUUUGGAAACAAAAUAAGGCUCUCGCAGGAUGAGGGGUCUAAUUGA
This is a messenger RNA of Encephalitozoon hellem ATCC 50504, 786 nucleotides long. RefSeq lists its product as uncharacterized. Lineage: Eukaryota; Fungi; Microsporidia; Unikaryonidae. The record is from RefSeq and is a predicted model, not a curated record. Gene Ontology annotation, molecular function: protein binding. The transcript has a single exon. Bases 1 to 786 code for a protein of 261 amino acids.